AUGGGAUACGAUGCUGGAAUUGCCUCACCGGCUUCAAUGUACAUUACCUUUGAUUUACUAGGCGGUGCAGAGCCAUGGUCUGAUACGCUUUCAAUAGCUCCUUCAGGAGCUGCAGCUAUUGGCGCUUUACUGACAAUUCCAGCAGGUGACUACUUUGGCCGUAAAAAAGUUAUUAUGGUUUCAUGCAUUAUUGAAAUACUCGGAUGUCUGAUAUCUGCAACUUCUUUUGGAACGCUGCAACUUCUAAUUGGAAAACUUUUGUUGGGCUUGGCUUUAGGUGGACUGUCGUCGGUUAUGGUACCAAUUUAUAUUGGAGAAUCAUCUCCAGCUAGUAUACGCGGUUUUCUGAUAACACAAUAUCAACUUUUGUCUACAAUUGGUUACUUUGCCUCGUCUGUUCUUGGAGGAGUACUUUCGUACCUAGAACCUUUGUACAUUGGAUGGCGUCUUAUGUUAGGAAUUACAGCUAUACCGUCAUUUAUUCAGUUUGUUUUUACUUUCAAGCUUCCAGAAAGUCCACGGUGGCUCUUUGCACACGGAUACCAAAAUAAUGCAAUUCAGAUCUUACGAGCUUUGUUUGGCAACCAGUCAUCUGUAGAUGCUGAGAUUGAUGAGCUUAUUAAAACUUGUGGUUCGGAGAAAACAAACGGCGUUGUUGAUAAAAGAGUCAAUGUGCUCGCUACAUUUAUUCCGGUAAUGCUCAUUGAUCGUUAUGGGCGUCGUUUGUUGCAUCUGAUAUCAGUAACUGCAGUUACUGCAGCGUUGUUGCUGCUGGCAACAUUAUUUUAUUUUAUUAAUCGUUUUUCCAUUCCAACGGUAGCUGUUGGUGAUACUUUGGGGGGAUACGACUUUUUUACGAAGCCGCUUACACACAAAUGCAUGGGUCUCAAGUCUGUCAAAUCAUUUAAUUACUUUAAAGCAAACUCGUUAACUGUUUAA
Molecule: messenger RNA, 939 nt
Organism: Enterobius vermicularis (human pinworm)
Lineage: Eukaryota; Metazoa; Nematoda; Chromadorea; Rhabditida; Oxyuridae
Source: the annotation of a GenBank genome assembly